AUGACAGACUUGUGGAUGAUCUCUGUCCCACUGGACAAGAAGACGUCGGCCAGUGUGGACAAACUCAAACGCAUCAUUGCCAAAACCAAAGCCGCCUCUUGCUGCAGGUUCCACAUACCAGAACUCAAGGUGGGAGUCCUGGACAGCCUGCUGACAGUAUCCGAUGAAAUGGCCAAGCUUGACAUGACCACCGAGAGUGUGCUGAAAAGAACUUGUCAGUCUCUGAGAGAGUUGAUGGUGCAGACCGGUGACAAGCAGGAGGAAGACGUUGUAGCCAAUGGACUGGACCUGAUGAGCCACGUGACCAAGUUCCAGUGGGACAAAGCCAAGUACCCGACAUCACAGCCUCUCUCCAGCCUGGUGGCGUUGAUCACAAAGGAAGUCUCCCAGCUGGAGGCCGAGUUGAAAUCCAGAUACGCAACAUACAGCAAAUUAAAAAGUGAGCUGCAGUGUCGACAGCAGAAACCGGAGAGGAAUUUACAAACCUGCAGUCUGAAUGAAAUCGUGAGGAGAGAAGACCUGGUGGUCUCGGAGUACCUCACCACGCUGCUGGUGGUCACUUCCAGAGGGAACUAUGCUGUAUGGGAGGGGACAUACGAGUCCUUGUCAGACUUUGUGGUUCCACGCUCCAGUAGAAAGCUUUACGAGAACGAGGAAGCAGGCAUUUUUUCAGUGACGCUUUUCCGAAAAGCCGUGUCCGAAUUCAAAGUCAAAGCUCAGAAGAACAUGUUUGUGGUGCGAGAGUACAGCGUCGAGCAGGAGGAGAAGAGGCUAAAAGAGCUGAAGGCGCUGACCAUUCAGAAGACAGAACAAUACGGGUUCUUCAUGCGGUGGUUGAUGGUAAACCUGAGUGAGCUCUUUGUAACCUGGAUUCAUCUCAAAGCCCUCAGGGUGUUUGUGGAAUCAGUCCUCAGAUACGGACUGCCGGUCAACUACCAGGCCCUCGUGUUGCAGCCGGACAGAAAGGGUACUAGGAAGCUGAGGGAGGAACUUGCGUCCUUGUUUAUGCACUUGGACCCAACAGCCACUGUCAGCAAGACAGAAGUGAGCUGUGAUAUUCCAGGCUUGUGUCCACAAGAAUACUUCUCCUACGUCUGCUACCACAUCAACACAGGCGUGCUGGAUGUCGACCAGCCAGCUGCAAAGACGGGACCUGAGCUCUGA
Synchiropus splendidus (mandarinfish) is the source of this 1164-nucleotide messenger RNA. Its product is annotated as V-type proton ATPase subunit C 1-B-like. Gene Ontology annotation, cellular component: vacuolar proton-transporting V-type ATPase, V1 domain; lysosomal membrane. Gene Ontology annotation, biological process: proton transmembrane transport. Bases 1 to 1164 code for a protein of 387 amino acids. Lineage: Eukaryota; Metazoa; Chordata; Actinopteri; Syngnathiformes; Callionymidae. The transcript has 12 exons. Gene Ontology annotation, molecular function: proton-transporting ATPase activity, rotational mechanism. The record is from RefSeq and is a predicted model, not a curated record.